This is a messenger RNA of Megalops cyprinoides (Indo-Pacific tarpon), 4723 nucleotides long. RefSeq names its product sal-like protein 1. Gene Ontology annotation, cellular component: nucleus. The transcript is spliced from 3 exons. The record is from RefSeq and is a predicted model, not a curated record. Gene Ontology annotation, biological process: regulation of transcription by RNA polymerase II. Lineage: Eukaryota; Metazoa; Chordata; Actinopteri; Elopiformes; Megalopidae. Gene Ontology annotation, molecular function: DNA-binding transcription factor activity, RNA polymerase II-specific; RNA polymerase II cis-regulatory region sequence-specific DNA binding. The coding region runs from base 768 to 4706 and encodes 1312 amino acids.
GUGGGGUGAAAACGUGUUAGCUACACAGUACGGUGAUAAUCAAAUGAAUCUGAUUGGGAUAUUCGAGACUUUCUGUGGACUUCAGACUCGUACGUCGCCGUUAGCGUAGGAACUUCCAGCCGAGUCACCUUCUUCUGUUGCGGCUACAUGAACUAAUGUGUAGAGGUAAAGCGGCGUUUUCCAAUAAACAUUCGAAUGACAACGACUCGAAACCAGAACGAAGAAUAAGGAAACUAACCACUACAAAAAGCGGUGUGGCAAAGUAUCUCUUCAGCAACAGCGCACGGACAUUUCAUCAGUAGCGACUUGUCAGUUUCAUUUAUUUGAAACACGUUGGUUUGUUAACUUUUAAUAAACAGGAGAGAUACCGCGGAGCGCAUGGGCGCAGUACUGUCACAUUCCAGUAGUAACUAAGAUAAGCUGCGAGCGGCUCCCAGCUGGUUGCUAAGAAGGGUUAAACUGUAUCUAAAGGGAGUUGGAAAAUCCUGCCUUUCCUCCUCACGGAUCAACUCAUUGGGUGGGAGCUGAGAGAGAGACAAGAGUCCCCAGCAAAUCAGGAGCUAAUUGAUUAAAGAGACUUCAUUUGAAUAAGGGGCUGGCGAGGUGCCAAUCGCCUUUCAAAGCGCCCCUGUAUGAUUAAUCGCAAAGCAUUAUUGAUAAUCAUAAUUAUAGUAGGACACAUGCGCGGUGGAUGGGCUCGAUUUCCGUAAUUUUGAGCAGAUUUUUUGGUAAUUUUUUAUUCUACCCUGGCUGAUGUGCGAGCCAGCAUGUCGCGGAGGAAACAAGCGAAGCCGCAGCAUUUCCAAUCGGACCCGCAUCUGGCCUUAUCCGAGCACAAUGGGGGGACAGAACCCUGCUCGGAGAACCCCCCCAGUAAGGACUCAGAUGCCCACGUCUGUGGCAGAUGUUGCGCCGAGUUCUUUGAACUAGCAGAUCUCGAACAACACCAGAAGAAUUGCACUAAGAAUCAAUUAGUUCUGAUAGUAAAUGAAAAUCCAGUCUCUCCUUCUGAAACAUUCUCCCCAAGUUCCCCUCCCGAUAAUCCUGAUGAGCAGAUGAAUGGCACAGUUAAUAACACAGAUCAGGAAGAGUGCAGUGACCUUUCAGAGCAUAACACACUUGACAAAGAAGAAUCCAUGGAUGUGGACAUUUCCGGAUUUCACAGGAGUCACAACGGCGGUGGCAGCAGCAGCAGCAGCAGCAGCAGCAGUUCCAUUAACAACAGCAGUAGUAUUGUAAGUAGCACUGGUCCCACUGCAGGAAACUCUGCUGUCUCAACAGCUCUACCUCAGCGAGGUAACCUGGCUGAACUGGGGAGCUUCUCCAUGAUAAACAGCAAUGUAAUCAUUGAAAACCUGCAAAGCACGAAAGUGGCUGUGGCCCAGUUCUCCCAAGAGAGCCGCUCCAGUGGCAGCAACAAGGUGGCGGUCCCAGCCCUGAUGGAGCAGCUCCUGGCUCUGCAGCAGCAGCAGAUCCACCAGUUGCAGCUCAUUGAACAAAUCCGUCAUCAGAUAUUACUGCUGGCCUCUCAAAACCCUGAAAUGCCAGUGCCCUCCAGCUCCUCUCAAGGUACGCAGGGGAUGUCGGCCAACCCGCUGACAACUCUCAGCUCGCAUCUCUCCCAGCAGCUGGCUGCAGCUGCAGGAUUAGCACAGAGCCUGGCGAGUCAGUCUGCCAGUAUCAGCAGCCUGAAGCAACUAACUGCAGCAGCACAGCUACCUCAGAGCAACCCUGGCAGCAGCAUCAUGGCCCCAGGCAGUGAUUCAUCUCAGAGCAUCGGCUCACUAGCAGCAUCAGCAGUGAACACCCAGCCCUCUGAAAAGCGGUCCGCCAGUAGUCUCCAUCCCCAGCUCAACAACGCAUCACUUGCAAAAACAUCCACACCUGCUUUCACAAUAGGUAGCUUGUUGAACUCUGCAACAAAUCCACGUCUACCUCAGCCCCCUUCUGGCUCCAUAUUCUCCAGCGCUCUGCCCAGUGUUGGCACAACUGUGGAAGACCUAAAUUCCCUGGCUGCCCUUGCCCAGCAGAGGAAAGGCAAGCUGCCCAACGUCACUUCCUUUGAACCCAGACCGAGCUCAGAAGAGGCUUUCUUCAAACACAAGUGCAGGUUUUGUGCCAAAGUGUUUGGGAGUGACAGUGCCUUGCAGAUCCACCUACGAUCUCACACUGGAGAGAGACCGUACAAGUGCAACAUAUGUGGGAACCGCUUUUCCACCCGCGGGAACCUUAAAGUCCACUUCCAACGUCACAAAGAGAAAUAUCCUCAUAUUCAGAUGAAUCCAUAUCCAGUCCCAGAGCAUUUGGAUAAUAUCCCAACUAGCACUGGCAUACCAUAUGGCAUGUCUAUGCCUCCAGAGAAGCCUGUAACUAGUUGGCUGGACAGCAAGCCAGUUUUGUCCACCUUGACCACUUCAGUGGGCCUAUUGCUCCCACCAACAAUGCCCACCUUGCCUCCUUUCAUUAAGAAAGAAGAGAAUCACUCUGAGAUAACCAGCCCUUCAAAUUCUAUGAAAAGUGACUCGGGUGCUGCAGAACCAUCUGUGAAAAGAAAUAAUGGUGUAUCUGAAGAAGGUGAAGGUGGUACAUUGCCUACCUCGAAUGGGAGAAAUGAAGAGAACAACCAACCAUCAAACCUCUUCACAAGUGUGAGCUCUGCUGUGGAGAGCACUGCAGACUAUGCGUCCACCAACAGCCCUCCUCUGACCACCAAUCCACUCAUGCCUCUCAUGUCUGAGCAGUUUAAGGCCAAGUUCCCCUUUGGAGGCCUUCUCGACCCCAUGCAGGCAUCUGAGACCUCCAAGCUCCAGCAGCUGGUGGAGAACAUCGACAAGAAGGUAACCGACCCAAAUGAGUGUGUCAUCUGCCACCGGGUGCUCAGCUGCCAGAGUGCCCUAAAAAUGCACUACCGCACACACACCGGGGAGAGGCCCUUCAAGUGUAAAGUGUGUGGCAGAGCAUUCACCACUAAAGGGAAUCUCAAAACGCAUUACAGUGUCCACCGUGCCAUGCCCCCACUGAGGGUCCAGCACUCUUGCCCCAUCUGUCAAAAGAAGUUCACCAAUGCUGUGGUUCUCCAGCAGCACAUCAGGAUGCACAUGGGUGGGCAGAUUCCAAACACCCCCCUCCCAGACAACUAUCCCGAAUCCAUGGCGUCUGACACAGGGUCAGUGGAUGAGAGAAACUUUGAUGACAUGGAAAACUUUUCUGAUGAGUACAUGGACAACAUGGAAGACUGCCCUGACAGCAGCAUCCCAGACACACCCAAGUCUCUCGAUGCAUCCCAGGACAGCCUUUGUUCUUCUCCCAUGCCCCCAGAGACGGUUGGGAUGGCAGGGGUGGAAAACCAGAUGAAGACUGCCCACCAGGGGUUGAUGGAGGAUCUGCAGGCUGGCAGGUUGAAGUCCUCUGAAAAUGGGUCAAUAGAGGGGGACCACUUCACCAAUGACUCAUCGUCCCUUGGAGGAGACAUUGAGAGCCAAAAUGCCGGAAGCCCUGCUAUCUCUGAAUCUACCUCCUCCAUGCACGCUCUGUCACCCACCAACAGUGCACCAGUACAUCGCAAGUCACCCAGCUUUGAGGAGAGGCAACAAAGGGCUUUAUCGCUGGAGCCCAACAGCACAGGCCUCAUGCAGUCAGGAUCCACUGGCAUGGGGGCCUUAGACUUGACAUCCUGUAACCAGUCAAAAGACCCUCUGAGCAUGCUCUUCCCCUUCCGCGAACGGGGCACCUUCAAGAACACGGCGUGCGAUAUCUGUGGGAAGACAUUCGCCUGUCAGAGUGCCUUGGACAUUCAUUACCGAAGCCAUACCAAAGAGAGGCCAUUUAUUUGCACAGCCUGCAAUCGGGGCUUUUCCACCAAGGGCAAUCUCAAGCAGCAUAUGCUCACCCAUCAGAUGCGAGACCUGCCCUCUCAGCUCUUUGAACCAUCCAAUCCCGGCCUUGCUUCCAGCUCUAGCCCUUCCCUCCUUUCCGUUGGUUCUUUGUCCUCUAUGAUCAAGACUGAGGUCAAUGGCUUCUUGCAUGGUACCUACCAGGAUUGCAAAGACCCUGUGGCCAGUCUGGUCACCUCUUCGGCUGCUACAUCUCCAGUGCUCUCUGCUGUGCCUCCACGCAGAACACCUAAGCAGCACUACUGUAACACCUGUGGAAAGACCUUCUCAUCCUCUAGUGCCCUGCAGAUCCAUGAGAGGACCCACACCGGUGAGAAGCCUUUUGCUUGUACCAUAUGUGGUCGAGCAUUUACCACCAAAGGCAAUCUCAAGGUUCACAUGGGAACACACAUGUGGAAUAGUGCCCCAGCCAGGCGGGGCCGCAGGCUCUCUGUGGACGGCCCCAUGGCCUUCCUGGGAACCAACCCUGUUAAGUUCCCUGAGGUCUUCCAGAAGGACAUGGCAUCCAGAGCUGCCAGUGGAGACCCAACAAGCUUCUGGAACCAGUAUGCAGCUGCCUUCUCCAACGGCCUGGCCAUGAAGACCAAUGAGAUCUCUGUCAUUCAGAAUGGGGGCCUCCCACCUCUGUCUGGGAGCAUCGGAAAUGGGGGAAGUUCACCUGUCAGGGGCAUGACUGGUAGUCUAGAGAAGCUGCACAGCACAGAACCUAACACUGCUCUGGCAGGACUGGAGAAAAUGGCAAAUGCGGAGAACGGGACCCACUUCCGCUUCACACGCUUCAUGGAGGACAAUAAAGAGAUUGUCACCAACUAAUACAGCUCAGAUUAACA